This is a messenger RNA of Aaosphaeria arxii CBS 175.79, 2688 nucleotides long. RefSeq lists its product as uncharacterized. The record is from RefSeq and is a predicted model, not a curated record. Gene Ontology annotation, molecular function: microtubule binding. NCBI's taxonomy places the organism in Eukaryota, Fungi, Ascomycota, Dothideomycetes, Pleosporales. The coding region runs from base 74 to 2602 and encodes 842 amino acids. Gene Ontology annotation, biological process: spindle assembly. The transcript is spliced from 2 exons. Gene Ontology annotation, cellular component: HAUS complex; mitotic spindle microtubule.
UAAUUAUUCGAUCGACUCUCACAGUCCAAUCCUGCAAUUAUUUUCACUCUGAGAUAAAUCAUUACGAUGCGGGAUGUCUCGGUCAACAUCACAAGCCUCCUCCGCAACGACAACUACCUCCGCGCAAGCACCAGCGCGCAGCUUGUCGGUCAAAACAAACAACAAACCACCCCCGAUCAGCAAUCCGCUCCCGCCAUCAGACACUAGAGUCUUUGUGACCAACCUCAGGCUACUGGACUUGGACUUACUACCGGACUGGCCAAAUAUCAGUGUACAAACAUUCUCUUCCAAGGCUGCAGACCAGAAACAAAGAAUUGGCGGUGUAGAAUGGGCGCUGUUCCGCCUGUUCGAAAUAUGGGAUCAUGAUGAGACCAGUCAGAAGCUCCAGCCGUUCUUCCCUCCUCUCGAACCUCUCCAAUCGCUGAACCUCCGCGCCGCUUUGUAUCGAUGCCUCAACGAGUUGAAAAAGAAUGGGAUCUUGAGCAGAGACGCCGUGCUCCGCAAGACGAUGCUAGACGAAUGUAAGGGCGAGAAGUUCUUCGAGCUAUUGGCUAGUUUCUCAACUACCGUCUUGAAGAAGGUUCUGGCAGCCCAACCCGCUGAAAGUACAACGGCCUCCGUUGCUCGUCAGUAUUCUACAGCUGCUGCACUCUCGUUGGACUCGCAGGCAUCUCUGUUACCGCUCGCAAUUGCACAUAAAGGGGCGCUGAGAAACAUUUUGAAGCGAAAGGAUGAGAAACGGAAACGCUACGCGGAGUUCGAGAGUGUUCUGAAUGCGAAGGCAAAAGAUUUCAACGCCAGGAUAAAACAUUCCAAGGCAACCCCUCGAUCUUCGAGACCGCUGGUCCCAGAAAAUGAGGCUGCCGCCAUAAAGAAACAUCUCUACGACAAUUGGGUUGGCGAUCGUAAAUGGAUUGAUGCUAUGCUGCAUGGAGACAACGCGCAGGCGGAAGAUGCCUUUUUGAAGCGCAGGUUUGAAAGCGUAUGGAGGAUUGUCGAGGCUGGACGCAAGCCGGAAGAAGCUCUACCUGAGGCAGGUCUCUUGGAAAAUCUUCAGUCGAGGGUCCAAGAGCAGCAGAGCAGGUUGCAAAAGUGGCAGCAAUUUCACGACCGACUGCGAAACGAUACAGCCGAACUGUCCUCAACUGCCUCAAAAUCUCGAACGACUGCAACAGAGUUCAGGUUUGAAGAUCAUUUGCAAUUCCAGGUUCGAAAUCGUAGGGACAACCACAAAGUACCAGUAAAUGCUCCCAAGUUGCGUCCAGAGUAUGCGGACAUCAUUUCAGAGCUACACGACGGGCUUGAACAGAUCUCCCAAACGAAAACAACUCGACAAAGUACUACACGCUCGCAGACGCAACAGAGCUCUACGUCAACUAUCUCGCAUCCACCCACACGCCAGAAACAGCCAGAUGUCGUCCAAACAAGUCGAAUUCUCGGUCAUAGAACGGAAAAUACUACCACAUAUCCGCAACAUCAAACGCGUAAGCAAUCGCGAGAUUUAUUCCCGAUCCGACCGCACCCUCGCGAAGUUACAGACAGUCCAAUUGACUCCGACGCGACGUUAGUUGGUCAACCUUCAACGAUCAUGAGCUCUGUUCCAGUCCUUCCUCGACCUACUCGCGCAAUCUCUCCGCAUCUACAGCCUUCCCCUACAGCAGAAGAUGAAACUCAGCAAGGAAUGUCUGACGCUCUUCCAACUGCUACAUCUCCAUCGCCAGUGAAUCAAGAAGCGGAUUCACCACCAGUAGAGACAUCCGUGCCGCCAUCGCCAUCGCCGACUCCUUAUUUCCCAUCAGAGCCACCCGUCUUGGAACUCCCACCUCAAACAGAAGAGGAGGCCAUGGCAGAGCAAAUCAUAUCCUCAAUCGGAAAUGCCACACCAUCGCCCGUGAAGAAGCCGCAGCCGCGUCUCUCCCUCGUCGAACGCACUCGAAUGUCCAUGGCCCACACAAGCAGCUUCGCGCCCAUAGACGAGGACUCCGACAUGCUCUCCCCUAGCCUCCCGGAGCUCCCUCCCCCUCCAACCAUAGCGGAAGACCAAGAACCGACACUCAACAGACGGACCUCCCUCCUCGAUCGCACACGCCUAAGCAUGGCAGCCAUGUCUGCGCAUAGGCCCUCUGCCGAAGAGGAGAGGAAGAAAAAGAAGCGAGAGAGCUCCGCGAGGCAAUCCCUCUUCCCCGUGAAUCAGUUCGACACCCCGCGUAAUCGCCGUUCGUUCCAUGCCAUCGAGGAGGCGAAGAGUAGCGCCAGCGCCCACACACCCAAGGAAGACCUCUUCUCCGACGAGGUAGACUACGACCGUGUCUUUAGGAGUAGGCCGCGGGUUGCGCACAGCCCCAUUUUUUCGCCGGAGGAACGGGCGGCGGAGAGAACGGCCCAAGCGGAUGGCGAUGGUGAUUUCGAGAACGGCGAUGUUAGUGUGUUGGGGAUUGGUGGUGAAGACGACGAGGAAUUCGAUGAAGGGGUCACGGGAGUUGAUUUGGCAGAUGUAGAUCGCGAUAGUGAUGAAGAUGGGUUUACCCAGGCGUGGGACAACAGUCCACUGAGGAAAGCCGGUGUGGGCGCUAUGAGGCGUCAAGGCAAGCUGUUUGGGUAGUGUUGCCACGGGCCGAGUAGUGAGGCAGCAGAACAUUACGGAUGGCUUAUAAUGUCAAUAAUUAUCUCCAUUGCGUUGUUAGAAGU